AUUGGUACUUACGAUCGUAGAGUUUAACAUCAGAAGGGAAGAGAGCGGCCAAGAUGGCGGAACGGCGAUAGAAAAAUUAUAAAAAAAACUUUAUACUGACUUUACAUAUAUAGAUAAAGUAUGAAGAAAAAUGAAAAAAUAGACUGUAGUGUGUUAACACUCUUGCUUGCAAUUUACUUCUGCUGGGAACCGAUUCGUGUGGCGGCAGUAAGUGAUUGUAACAUAGCUAGCAGUGAUUUCACAGUAGCGUCAGGAACUAUUUGCCGUCUAACUGAUGGAGAUUAUUCAUUUGACACAGUUUCUAUAAGUGGUACUGUGCAAUGUGGAGAAAUAGGAACAGAAAAUACUAAAGUAACCAUCUCCGUAACAGAUUCAUUUGAGAUCACUAAAAGUGGAAUACUACAUGGUAAUGGCUUCGGCCGCGCCUCUUCGAGUAGCACUGAUCAAAACGGCAACGCCGCCGGAUCCGGAGGUGGCUAUGGUGGUCGAGGUGGUGCCAGUGCCGGAGCCUUUCUAGCUAGUGAUGCCGAAUCCAUCUUCAAAGACAAGGUCGACGAACCAAACAAAGUCGGCGGAGCCGGAGGAACCAGCAACGGAGGUUGGGGCGGUGGUCACAUCAAAAUUACAAACACUGGUAGCGGUGACAUCACAAUCGAUGGAAUCCUCAGCGCUGAUGGCGAUGACGCUUCCUCUGGAAAUGGUGGUGGCGGCUCUGGUGGAUCCAUCUGGAUUGAAGCGCCUGACAGUCUUGUAACAGGAUCUGGUCGUAUCGCAGCAAGGGGAGGGAACGGUAAUGGAGAUGGCGGAGGUGGCGGUGGAGGAAGAAUCAAAGUGACGCAUGCGUCAUCUUCCUUUGACGGCCAACUCUUAGCCCAUGGAGGACGUGGUGGUAAGUG
Molecule: messenger RNA, 896 nt
Organism: Owenia fusiformis
Lineage: Eukaryota; Metazoa; Annelida; Polychaeta; Sabellida; Oweniidae
Source: the annotation of a GenBank genome assembly